CUGCCUCUGCCUCCCAAGUGCUAGGGUCAAAUGUGUGUGCCACCGUCUCCCAACUUCAAUAUCAUGAGUUCUUCUUCUCUUCCCAAGUGCUCUGUUCUGUGUCUUUUCUUUGAUGUUUGAGGUUUUAAAUUUUAUUUAAAAAAAUAGCAAAAAUUAAAUGUAUACCUAGAUAAUAAAUGUAUGGUUCUAUGUCUUUAUGUUUGUUUUGAGACAGAGUUUCACUAUGUAGCCCUGACUGGCUUAGAACUCGCUAUGUAGACCAGGCUGGCCUUUGGCUCAUGAUCCUCCAACCUCACUCUACAGAGUGCUGGGAUUACAGUAUGUGACAUCACAUCCAGCUUCUGUUGAUUAUGUUUUUUAAAAAAUACUGUUUACUGGCCAAAUGUGGUAGCACGUGACUUUAAUCCCAGCCCUUGGGAGGCAGAGGCAGGCAUCUGGAUCUCUGUGAGUUCGAGGCCAGGUGGAUCCAUGUAAUAAGUUCCAGAGCAGACAAGGUUACUUAGUAAGACCCUGCCUCAAAAGACUGAAAAGAAAAAUAGUUUUCACUUAUUUAGUGUGUAUGUUUGUGUGUGGGUGUGCACGUGAAGGUCAGAGGACAACUUGUGGUAGUUGGUUCUUUCCUUCCAGCAUGUGGGUUCUGGGGAUCAGAUUUAGGUUGUUAGGCUUGGGAGUAGGUAUUGUACCUGGCUAGCUGUUGACUUUUUUUUUUAAUUAUGUAUACAGUGUUCUGUCUGCUUGUAUCCUGCCUGCCAGAAGAGGGCACCAGAUCUCAUUAUAGAUAGUUGCCGAGAACUGAACUCAGGACUCCUGGAAGAACAGCCAGUGCUGUUGAGGUCUGAGCCAUUUCUCCAGCCCCUCUGUUGACUUCUUGAACCAACACCGUGUCAGAAAGCAGAGUCUGUGGUUCCAUUGCUGCCCCGUGGAGCUGAAGGAGCUUGAGUGGCGUGUGGGAGUUGGAAGGAAGGCGCUCAGCACUUCCUUUCACAAGGUACCACGGGAGGCCCCUGUUCUGCGUCCUCAGUAUGUGUAGCAGAUGCUUCCUUCAUCCUGAGAAUGGAGCAAGAUCUGAGAAACGGGUCACACACCCCGACCUGUUGUGGCAUGUAGUCCAGCGGGAAGGCCUGUAGUUUCGGGAGGAUCGUGUAACACUGGGGACUUCCUUGUUCCCAUCAAAGUCUUCAUUAUCUGCUGAUGAAAGUCUAUGAACUGAACGUGGAUGGUGUCUCUGCAUGGCCAUCAUAUGCAUUUGGAGGACACAACCUAGAUCUCCAUAAACAUGGUACAAAUGACGGUUGAUGAUAUGGUCCUUAAGGUUGUGUUCCUGCUGCAGGUGGGCACAGGCCUUCUGGCAAACACUUACCUGCUCUUCAUGCAUAGCUCCGUCCUUUUCACAGAGCACAAGCCAAAGCCUACAGACCUCAUUCUGUCUAAUGUGGCCAUGGCCAAUUCCUUUGUUCUUCUCUCCAAGGGAACACAGCAAAUUAUGGAAGAUAUGGGACUUGUGCAUGCCCUGGAAGGUUCUGGGUGUCAAGUCUUCUUUUACUUCCAUAGGGUGUCUCGAGAACUUUCGCUCUGUACCACCAGUUUGCUGAGUGGCUUUCAGGCAGUCACAAUCAGCCCUAGGCAUGGGGUGUGGACAAGGCUCAGACGCUGGGUCUCUAGGCAUGUUGGCUGCUCCUGCCUCUUCUGCUGGACUUUCAAUCUAACUAUCAGCACCAUCUCUCCCAUUGAGAUAAAAGUUUUCUGGGAUAAUAGUAGUGAUUCCUCAAUUGGGAAUGGCAUCGCUUGCCAAUAUGUGGUUGCCAUGACUGGAUUGUAUGCAAUCCCAUUAUCCAUUCUGGGUGCCCUGUUGAUGACACUUAUGGUGGUAGCCAGCAUGCACAUGGUGUGUCUCCUACACAGACACCACCACAGGGUCCAACAUAUUCGAAGUUGCAGCCUCAGCCUCACCUCCAGGAUCUCUCCAGAGAUGAGGGCCACUCACAGUAUCCUGCUCUUGGUAGCUGGCUUUAUCCCCUUUUACUUCCUCAAUUCAAUCUACAUAUUUUAUGGUAUGAAAUCAUUUAGCUCCUACUUGUGGCUGCAACACUUCCUGAAGUUUCUUGCUACGUGUUUUCCCUCCCUGAGUCCCUUGGUGCUGAUUUUCCGGAACCCUAGAACUCUGAGCUCCUGCUUUUAGAUUCUGGGAAUGUCCAGCCUAAUUGCUGAUCCAUGGAUGAACAUCCGUCACCUCUCACAAGUCUUAAAGGCAUGUGCCACCACUGCCUGGCUUCUUCACAGUCUUUUGUAAGAACCCAUAAGUUCAUGUUUUUUUUUUUUUAAGAUUUAUUUAUUUAUUAUGUAUACAGCAUAUAUAACUGCAGGCCAGAAGAGGGCACCAGAUCUCAUUACAGAUGGUUGUGAGCCACCAUGUGGUUGCUGGGAAUUGAACUCAGGACCUCUGGUAAAGCAGUCAGUUUGCUGUGGAGGACCUGGAAGGCUUGUCAAGAGAGGCACCCUUAAACCAAGACACGAGGACAAACACCACUACUUUUAAACCCAUGAUGCUUGGAGGAACAAUAGUUCAGUGUCUUUUAAAAUUUUAUUUUUAUGUCAUGGUUUAAAAAUUCUUAUUGCUUGACAGAUGAAUGUGUUUAUAUAGUAAAUUUCAGGCCUUGUGUGGAAGCACACGCCUUUAAUCCCAGCACUCAGGAACC
This is a messenger RNA of Peromyscus maniculatus bairdii (prairie deer mouse), 2696 nucleotides long. Its product is annotated as vomeronasal type-1 receptor 1-like. Gene Ontology annotation, molecular function: pheromone receptor activity. NCBI's taxonomy places the organism in Eukaryota, Metazoa, Chordata, Mammalia, Rodentia, Cricetidae. The record is from RefSeq and is a predicted model, not a curated record. Gene Ontology annotation, cellular component: membrane. Gene Ontology annotation, biological process: G protein-coupled receptor signaling pathway.